UCGUAUGCAAGAUGGAUAGCAAACUGAGCAAACUGUGGUUGGUCAGGAAUCGACCCCCUGUUUUUUUGCUUAUUUUGACUUGACUUUUGUAGAAGACACUUUUACACAUUUUCCAGUUAUUCUUAGGGAAAACAAGCUCAAAAUACAUUUUUAACGUUGCUUACUUUGAGAUUUCACCAGAGGAUGUCGUUGUUAGAACACAUAAUAUUUCUGGAAAACGAAAUAAAAUAAUCUAUGAAUAAUUCUUAUGGAUUAUUUAAAUAGGAAGAAAUUAUUUUUACAAGGGAUAAAUUGUACCUAAAGGACGAUAUCAACGAUGUUUCCAGUAUUUUUUCUCCAUAUGCAAACGAGGAUCCAACUUGUAUUGGUAUAGAAAAAUAGCCCUUGAUUUACUCUACAAUAUUCUAUAUUAAGAACCUUUAAUCAUCGUUGACCGAGUCACUUAUAGUUUCUACAACAGACAAAUUGCACCUAAAAGACGAUAUAUUUUUCCGCAAAAUCGUGGUCAAAACUAUUCAAAAAAGAUCAGACUCAUCUAAAAAUUCCGAAACAAAGAUUGUUCAAUGCAGUUUUUAAUGGUGAUUCCAAAUAUCAUGUUGGUUUUGAAAAAAACUUGAAAUCAGAUGGUAAAGACUGUAAAAUGUGAGUGCGUUUCCUUGAUUUUUCUCGUAUUUGAGUUAUAAUGGAUUAAGCCAAUGAUAUGUGGACUUUGUUUACUCAAAAUAUUGUAGAGCUUUUCAAGAUCUAUGUUAAUACUAAAAACUAGUUGAACCCUCUCUCCAUAUGCAAACGAGGAUCCAACUUCUAUUUGUAUAGAAAAAUAGCCAAUGAAAAACUGAAUAAAAUGGUAUAUGAACCAUAGUUAUGUACCAUAAGACCAAAGAGAAAUGGUUUAUUUUCAAGCAUCCCUGUUUAGUGAUUGUGCCUGAGUGAUCAUAUUUUCCCAUAACCAAGAGAGAAUUCAACUAGUCUUUAGUAUUAACAUUGCUCUUGAAAAGCUCUACAAUACUGUAGAGUAGGCCAACUCUACAUUUUUCAUCGUUUCUAUAGUAUAUGUAGGAUUAAGUUGCGCACUCUAAAUAAAGAACGAUGAAAAAUCUAACAGUAUCUCUAAGUUUUCUUGUAAGAGAUAUAGCUGUGUAGAUCAUUCGUAGCACAGCCCAUUUUUUCCCUAACGAGAGAACCGCCCGAGGUGGUACCCUGUGUUUCUACAGUCAGUACGCUCGUACUCGGUGGUAGGAAAGCUCAAGUCGGGAUUUGGAAUUAAGGCCAAACUUGAUAGUUUUUCGAGCGGAAUUAGACUUGAACUCGGACUUGACUUUUAAACAAAACCGAUUUGAACUUCGACAACAAAUCCGAUGAUUUGCCUCAUUGUUGCCGCAGUAAGCCGAAAUUCGGAGAGAAACUAUAACUAAAGACGUAUAGUUUGUGUCUGGGACAUAUAGUGGCUGCUCCGGAGUGUGAGUGCGGAUAUGAAACGAAUCAUCACCUCACUUUUCUUUUUGUGCUAAUUAUAUAGCACAACGCUCAGAACUGUUAAAAACGUUUCAGUCUAUACUACAAAUAACCGACAUAACGAUAGAUCAUUUACCUUUUAAAAAUGACGACAUGUUUUCUAUCGAAAAAUAUAAAAUUAAAAUCCUAUUUUUUUCUGUUUUAAAAUUUUUGAAGGAUAUAUAACGUUUUCGCCAGAUCCAAUGAUAAACAACCCUUCUUUUUCCACUGUAUUUUUCGAUUUCAUGAAACAAUGAUACAAGAUGGCGUUUAUGGUCGAGUAUUUUUUACAUGGUGCCCUAGUAUUAGUGAAUUACCAAAAGCAAAAUCAAAAUGUUUUACAAAUGUUGCCUCAUUUUCUCAUUUAGCAUAUGCUGUUGCAUAUUCAUUUACCAAUCAAUUUCAAUUUCGUCAUCUGAAUCAUCUGAAAGCGAUUCCUCGUAAAGUAUUAGUAUGUUAUCCAAGUGUAUUUGGCCAAUGA
Molecule: messenger RNA, 1975 nt
Organism: Didymodactylos carnosus
Lineage: Eukaryota; Metazoa; Rotifera; Eurotatoria; Philodinida; Philodinidae
Source: the annotation of a GenBank genome assembly